Octodon degus (degu) is the source of this 3650-nucleotide messenger RNA. It is a transcript of the gene Oxsr1, whose product is annotated as oxidative stress responsive 1. Lineage: Eukaryota; Metazoa; Chordata; Mammalia; Rodentia; Octodontidae. Gene Ontology annotation, biological process: protein phosphorylation. The record is from RefSeq and is a predicted model, not a curated record. Gene Ontology annotation, molecular function: ATP binding; protein serine/threonine kinase activity. The transcript is spliced from 18 exons. The coding region runs from base 378 to 1961 and encodes 527 amino acids.
CGCGCUGCGUGUCGGCAGGUGGAGGGAGAAGGGAAAGUUUGGCCCUUGGUGGAUUCGGGUGGAGGGCGGGACUGAGGGGCUGGGCCGAGGAGAACGUUCUGUUGCGGGAGCUGCGGAGGCCGAGGCUGAGACGUGGGCCGGGUCGGGAAGUCCUGGACCUAGCGCAGGAAGCAAGGUCGGCCGGACCUGUGAGCCGCCGCCGCUGUGCCGCACAGUGACCCCGCGCCCCGGCGCCGUCCUACUCGUGGCUGUUCCUCAGGCGGUUGGUGGGGGCUCGGCGGCGGCGGCGGCGGCUCGGCGGUUGGGGGUGGGGAGACUCACGCGAGGAGUCGGGAGGUCAGCGAGUUUGAGGAGGACCGAGAGCCGCUGCUACAGUCAUGUCCGAGGAUUCGAGCGCCCUGCCCUGGUCCAUCAACCGGGACGAUUAUGAGCUGCAGGAGGUGAUCGGGAGUGGAGCAACUGCUGUGGUCCAAGCAGCUUAUUGUGCCCCUAAAAAGGAGAAAGUGGCGAUUAAACGAAUAAAUCUUGAGAAGUGUCAAACUAGCAUGGAUGAACUCCUGAAAGAAAUUCAAGCCAUGAGUCAAUGUCAUCAUCCUAAUAUUGUAUCUUACUACACAUCUUUUGUGGUAAAAGAUGAGCUAUGGCUGGUCAUGAAGCUGCUAAGUGGAGGUUCAGUUCUGGAUAUUAUUAAGUACAUUGUGGCAAAGGGAGAACACAAAAGUGGAGUUCUAGAUGAACCUACCAUUGCUACGAUACUGCGAGAAGUGUUAGAAGGACUGGAAUACCUGCAUAAAAAUGGGCAGAUCCAUAGAGAUGUGAAAGCUGGAAAUAUUCUCCUUGGAGAAGAUGGCUCAGUGCAGAUUGCAGACUUUGGGGUUAGUGCUUUUUUAGCAACUGGUGGUGAUAUUACCCGAAAUAAAGUGAGAAAGACCUUUGUUGGCACGCCUUGCUGGAUGGCACCUGAGGUUAUGGAACAGGUCCGAGGUUAUGAUUUUAAAGCUGAUAUUUGGAGUUUUGGAAUCACUGCAAUUGAACUGGCCACAGGGGCAGCUCCUUAUCAUAAGUAUCCACCAAUGAAGGUUUUAAUGCUGACACUGCAGAAUGAUCCUCCUUCUUUGGAAACUGGUGUUCAAGAUAAAGAAAUGCUUAAAAAAUAUGGAAAGUCAUUUAGAAAAAUGAUUUCAUUGUGCCUUCAAAAGGAUCCAGAAAAAAGACCAACAGCAGCAGAACUGUUAAGGCACAAAUUUUUCCAGAAAGCAAAGAAUAAAGAAUUUCUUCAAGAAAAAAUAUUGCAGAAAGCACCUACCAUUUCUGAAAGAGCUAAAAAGGUGCGGAGAGUACCAGGGUCCAGUGGCCGUCUUCAUAAGACAGAAGAUGGAGGCUGGGAGUGGAGUGAUGAUGAAUUUGAUGAAGAAAGUGAGGAAGGAAAAGCUGCAAUUUCACAACUCAGGUCUCCUCGGGUGAAAGAAUCAUUAUCAAAUUCUGAGCUCUUUUCAACAGCUGAUCCCAUGGGUACUUUGCUCCAGAUUCCAGAACAGAUUUCUGCUCAUCUACCUCAGCCAGCUGGGCAGAUGCCUACACAGCCAACUCAAGUUUCACUCCCACCACCAGCAGAGCCAGCAAAAGCAACUCAGGCUCUGUCUUCAGGAUCAGGUUCACAAGAAACCAAGGUCCCUAUCAGUCUAGUACUAAGAUUAAGGAAUUCCAAAAAAGAACUAAAUGAUAUUCGAUUUGAAUUUACUCCUGGGAGAGAUACAGCAGAAGGUGUCUCUCAGGAACUCAUUUCUGCUGGCCUGGUCGAUGGAAGAGAUUUAGUAAUAGUGGCUGCUAAUUUGCAGAAAAUUGUGGAAGAACCUCAGUCAAAUCGAUCUGUCACUUUCAAGCUGGCAUCUGGUGUUGAAGGCUCGGAUAUUCCUGAUGAUGGCAAACUAAUAGGAUUUGCCCAACUCAGCAUCAGCUAAACCACCGCCCCACAAGAAGUGGCCUAAGGAGAUUCCACACAGCAUAUCUCUGUUGCUUCUAUUGGCCUCAACCCACUACUGCCAAAGAACCUAGCAACAAACCUCCCGUCUAGGAGCUUUAGAGUUCUUUGUUUUUCCUGCCAUCCUUCCCCCUUUUCCCUACAGGGAAAGAACAGUUGGGUCACCCAUGGCCAGCAUCCCCUUAAAGAGUUCCGUUAAUAAAUGCUGCACACGUCCCCUCUCUUCCUCCUUUUGAGAAGUGGCCCAUGUGCCUCGAGGCCAGGAGGGAGAUCUCAGCUUGUUCUUGCCUUACUCCAGUGAUGGCCCAGGUGGAAAAUUGCAGCUCUAUGGACAUCCUCAUCUUGCCUGUUCUCACACCUGCCAUAAUGGGGGCAUCUUGGGUUAUCUCUUUACCACUGAAGUAGCAAUUAAAAGUUGAUUGUUCCGCGGGAGCCCAGAGAAUUUAAUUAGUGUUUUUUCUUUGUCCCUGAUGUGAAUUCUAGCAAGCUUUGUUAGAAAAAAGCACAGCCUCUGAUGGAGGCAGCCUAAACUGUGUUCUUGUUUUGUUCAUAGUAUCUCUUAAGUGUUUUGCUGAAGCUGCUCUCAGGCACCCCGUUCUUCAUUGCUCCCUCCAAAAGGGUUGCUAGCCUUAACUUCAGCUGGUGCAAAACAUCUGACUGUAGUCAAACUUCAGCCAUUGGAUUCUUCAAAGUGGAACUUCGUACUGUUUCUGCAUUACAAGUGCAUUUUCCAUUAUAUCAAAUAAUGGCUUGUGAAAGUAAAUUUUUCCAGAAGUGGUUUUUGAAAACAAAAAUCGGAAUUCAUGAUUGGAAAAGUAUUUAUUUUCAAAUUAAAAUUAAAUUGAAGAAAAACUGCUCCUCGAUCCUCCUAUGAGAAUCAGUUUACCUGGCCUCCAAGUCACAAGGAAGUGAGUGUGCAAGGCUGAGAUUUCUACAGCAAUAAAGGAGACUCACCCUGGGCCAGAGGCCUGCCUUCUGUCCCUCUCCUGCACUGACUCUCUGGAGGGGGUCCCUGUGCGCUGAACCUGACUCUGAUGGAAAGUGAAACCACAUGUGCCGUGACCUUUAGGUUUUAUGAGUAGACAGUGUACAUUUGAUUUUCUACAGAAAUUAUAUAACUUAUUCUUUAGGUUUAAAAAGAGCAUUCAUAAUGCAAUAUGUGAAUAAUCAAUGGGGUUGAUUUUGCUUUUUUGCCUACUGUUUCAUAGUCUUUGCCUAACAACUAAUAACCAAGUUACCAAGUUUUCUAUGUGAAUAGGGUAUUUGAUCUGGCCUUAAAGAGACACACAGAGGUGGGCUUUAGGCCCAUGGAAAGGAGAGAGUUGCCUUUUAUAGAAUCACUUGAGCCCUUUCCAUAUUGUUGAUCUGAAGAAUAAGAUUACUUUAUCUAGUUUUCCUUUGGAAUGUACCUGAUAGUUUUUCCCAUAACUAUUUGUCAUAACUUUUGUCCCAUUCUUUCUGAGCCUGUAGCUUUAGGUGUGGGUGUUCUUUAUCUGCUUGGGUACAGAGGCAUGUUGGGAUAGGGGUGGAUGUUGGGAAGGGAAAGGGGAUGGAUUUGAGAGGAGAUUUGGGAGAGUAGAGUAGAAGAUUAGACACCAAGUCCAAGGUCCUAGCAGGAUUGGUUAAAGAAGGUAGUCUUCUAAGUCAGGAGGGAGAAAAAAGAUUGAUG